Mercenaria mercenaria is the source of this 3876-nucleotide messenger RNA. Its product is annotated as deleted in malignant brain tumors 1 protein-like. Gene Ontology annotation, cellular component: membrane. Lineage: Eukaryota; Metazoa; Mollusca; Bivalvia; Venerida; Veneridae. The transcript is spliced from 25 exons. Bases 1 to 3840 code for a protein of 1279 amino acids. The record is from RefSeq and is a predicted model, not a curated record.
AUGUAUACCUAUAAGUCCACAUAUAGACUGGGUAUAUGUCCCGGAAAGGGCUCCAACCAGGUCCGAAAACUUGCAGAUACUGUCAAAAGUUUGAACACUAGCAGUCACCUUCAAACUAUACUGCUACACCAGUACCCACUAGGGCUACCCAAAGUAGCAGAUUAUAGUCAGGACCUACACAUCUACGUCAAGUCUGGUAGUCAGUUGGUGAUAUACGUUAAGACAGUAAAUGAUAAUUUCGAUUUAGUAUAUGCCGAAAUUUCCAUGAAGUUAUUUGGUGGAUAUUUUCCGUGGGAAGGAACGAUACAAGUUUACCACAAUGGUGUUUGGGGGACAGUAUGUCAUGACAGCUUUAGCACCUAUGAAGCGAGGGUGGUUUGUAGAAUGCUCGGUUAUGAUUUAAGUUCUGCAGCUGCCUAUAGUAGCGCACAUUUUGGGCGAGGUUCUGGACCGAUUUGGUUGGAUGAUCUCGGAUGCAAUGGUAAUGAAGCAGAUAUUGACCAAUGCAGCAAAUAUGGUAACAAGUGGGGUAUGCAUAACUGUAACCACAAUGAAGAUGCAGGUGUAAGCUGUGAUUAUACACACAUGGAAGUAAGACUUAUAGGCGGCGGAGGUAAUUAUGAAGGCACAAUUGAUAUAAACUAUGCCAGACAGUGGGGCACUAUUUGUGACAGGCGAUUCACUAACGAUGAUGCAAAUGUAGUCUGCAAAAUGGCUGGCUUUAAUGGCGGUGUUGCAGUAAAAGGUGCCAAAUUCGGUGAGCUGGACUACGGUCGGGUUUGGGGAGAAGCACUCAACUGUCAAGGAACUGAACCAAUUAUAAAACAGUGCAGCAGAUACUCUUCUGUCUUUGGAAGCUCGACAACGUGCAAUCAUUCCAUGGACGCUGGAGUUAUUUGUGACCACACCCCAGUACGACUUGUUGGGGGCCAAUACCCGUAUGAAGGACGCCUUGAAGUAUAUCAUAAUGGAGCGUGGGGAACAGUUUGUAAAACAGGAUUUGAUGCUUCUACAGAUGGGGUCGCGUUUUGUGAAAUGCUUGGAUACAAUUACACAAAAUGGUUUCACGCUAAAGGUUAUUCAAUUUAUGGUUCUGAUGUUCGUGUUCUACAUGUGCGACACACGAACCUUCAACUGAGAGGUGGAUCAGGGGCAUGGGAAGGUAGUGUGGAAUUUCUUCUGGACUCUAUUAAUGCCUGGACAUCGAUAUGUGAUUCUGACUUUGGCGAAACGGAAGCAGAGGCUGUCUGUCGUAUGUUGGUUUAUAUUGGCAAAGAUGUCCACCAUGUAGAAUAUGCAGCAGGAUAUUUCCCAUCGAGCUACUCACCAAAAAUUGGAAAUUUGACCUGUACCGGAAAUGAGACAGAUAUUAGACAUUGUUCGGCGGUAUUCCGUACCAACUCUUCUUGUACGGCCAGUACUGCCGCCAGUAUUAAAUGUAGGAGUAUAAAUGUCAGACUUGUUGAUGGUCCACACAGCAGUGCGGGUAGAGUGGAAGUCUAUCAUGAAGGACGAUGGGGAACGAUAUGUGACAGUCAAUGGGAUGACGAGGAUGCCACUGUCAUAUGCAAAAUGUUGUCAGCGUAUCCAUACGAGGGUGAGGUGUUUGGUAAAGCUGUAAAAUCAUCAUAUUUUGGACGUGGUGAGGGUCCUGUCUGGCUUGCUGAUGUACGCUGUAGAGGAACAGAACAUGACAUUAAAGACUGCACAAAAAGCUGGGCAGGUGGUGUGAACUGCGACCAUACUAACGAUGCUGGAGUCAUAUGCAGUUACCCGUAUCAGAAGCGCCUUGCAAAUGGGAGAGACCAGUCUCAGGGACGUGUAGAAUAUCUCCAUUCUAGCUGGAGGGCGUACUGUGGACGUGGGUGGAAGGUGAAUGAUGGAAGAGUUAUAUGCCGUGAGGUAGGAUAUUGGAAUGUCGAUCCUGUUAUACGUUACAAUGCCUCUUAUGGACCGGGCAGUACGAACUAUGAUAUACGUCCACAGUGCGAGGGUGAAGAGGGAAGCUUUGAGAUGUGCCGAUUUGAUAAACAGUAUGCGACAGCCUCGUGCACAUCCGCGGAAAGUGUUGGUGUGGAAUGUCGCCCACAACCUGCCAACACGAAUAACGUUCUAGUGGUGGAUGGUGAAGGACCUUGGCGUGGACGACUCGAAAUUUUGACCAACAACACAUGGGGUAGCGUCUGCUACGAUUUCUGGAAUGCUACAACAGCCCUGAAAGCUUGCGAAACUUUAGGAUUCAAAUAUCUGAGUUCUGACGCAUCAAGUUUUAAAAUCUCAAGAGGACUCACACCAAUGCAUUUUAAAUCUAUCAUCUGUGAUGCAUCUGACUUGAACAUAGGUUUGUGCAAGGCCAACUUCAACAUCAGUGAAUGUGAGCAGAGACAUGCCGAGGCUGUAGGUGUUGAUUGCUCAGCUGGGAUAACAGUUACACUAUCACAGACAUAUUCCGGUCAGGUUAACAUCCACAAGGCAACAAAUGCAUCCGUGAAUUGGUCAGUUUGUCACAAUACUGUCGACACUAAUGUUGCCAAGACUAUAUGUGCAAUGGAUGGAUACAACAAUACAGCAAUAGUUAUAUCCGCUGUGUCAUCCAGUAACCCUGUCCUGUUUACAAAUAUAUCAUGCAAUGGCUGGGAAUCACACUUGUUACAAUGUACAACACAGAGGAAUGGACCUUCGUGCAGUCGGAAAGCAGCAGUGAAACGAACGGCAUUAUCUAGUGGUUAUCCGGGUUACUCGUCGAACACCGACUGUUUAAUUGUCAUCAACAAACAAGGGAAUACGGCAUUAAAACUGGAUUUCUCGGACUUUCAAGUAGCCGGUGACGGUGAUUAUGUAGAGGUAAAGGACGGAAAUGGAAAACAGUUAGGAUAUUUUACAACAAAUGAUAAUAUUCCAUUUCUAGUUUCAAAAGAAGGAUUCUACAUUCGUCUCAGAUCGAACGACAAUGACAACGCUAGAGGUUUUAAUGCUUCUUGGAGUCCUCUACGUAUAAUUGAUGCUGUACAUAUGGGAUGCGCUUCUAAGGGUUGGAAUGUAGCAGUGAAUAUGACCAUCCUGCGUGCACUAUAUCCGGACACGGGCGCAUCUCAGAUUAAACUGUCGGAACAAGAUUGUACAGGUCAGGUAAUCGGUGAUCUGGUUGUGUUCAAACAGAGCUACACAAAAUGUUCGACAACAUCAAAGACAACCGGAGAUACAUUGAUAUACGACAAUCAACUUGUGUACCCGGAGUCCAGGACACCUUUCCCAAUUAUAGUUCACGGAUAUAGAUGGAGGGUUGACGUAGAAUGUGAUGUAUCCAGAGUGGAAGAAGUAUCUACAAACUUCCAUCCAAACCGAACAAUUAUUAACGAAAACCAGCACGUUAGUUCCUCGUCACAUUACAAAUCAGAAGUGAAGUUUUUCUCUGAUGGUACAUUCUACAAGCAGAUAUUCGGCAACCCGAUAUCACUGAAAACUGGUGAGAAUGUUUAUGUGUCUGUGACAAUGAAUUCUGAUGAUGUUCAAGUGAAAAUGAGACUCCACACAUGUUAUACGAAGCCUGAUCCUAAUGCGAGACUCACAUAUCCACUUAUACAAAAUGGGUGCGUGGUUGACCCGGAUACACACAUUCUGUCACAGGGAACGCACGAGACCCGUUUCGUUUUCAGCGCCUUUGAGUUUCCACAGAGUCAUAACAGUGUGUAUAUAUUUUGUAACUCCACGUUCUGCAAGACUACAGAUACAAGCGACAGAUGUUCACAGGUUUGUCAUGGUUCACCUGCACUUGUCGGGCGUUCUCUUUGGACACUGGAUAGCUACGCAGACCGCCAGAAAAGAUUUAUGCUACCUUAGUUUCUGCAUUUCAUGUAACAGUAUCAUUGAAAAUAA